AUGUCUAACAGUAGUAUUACUCAAAAUAAAUCUUCACGAAAAACAGCUUCCAGAAGUAAAUCUAAAAUUACUUCAAAAAGCAGAAAUAAAAGAAAUGACAGUUGUGAAAAUUUAGAAGAAGACCAAAAUGGUAUAUCAAUACGAAAUGAAGAAAAUGAUGAUGUUCCCGAAUUAGAAGACCUAGAUCCUCCUAUUGUUUCUUCUCAACAGAACACUGCUCGUGGACUUUUUCGUAUGUCUUCAUUAGGUGAUACAUCAGCGUUAUUUGAAAUGAAUAUGGAAGCCUUAAAUAAAAACGGAAGAAAAAAAGAAGAAACUUUACAGAAUGAUGAGACGCAACUUUUCAGUGAAAUGGAAAAUGAUAUUAAUGAAUCCCAGGCUGAGGUUGGUUUAGAUAUAGAUGCGAUAUUAGAAUCCCAAUGCGGUAGGGAAAUUCUGCAGGAGCAAAAGAAAAGGCAUAAAAAAGAGAGUUUGAAUCUUUUAGAAAGGAAAGGAGAUGUUGAUGAAAAUUUUUAUGCAAAAGAUGAUAGUGAAAUUGAAUUAAAAUCGGAAGAAGAAAAAAGUAUAGAGAAAAUGACAGUUAUUGAUGAAAUAAAUGAUGAUGAGCAUUCUAGCCAAAGAAUGGAAGAUACAGAAAUGGUAUCUGAGGAUGAAUUGAGACUCGAAGGAAAAGAUCCCUUGGACACAGAAGCUGUAAGUGAUGAAGAACUUCCAGAUUCUACAGUUAAAGUUUCAGAAAGCUUACUCGAUACGGAAGCUGUUUCAGAGGAUGAGUUGCCACUUGAAGCAGAUCAAAAAAGAAGAAAAAAAAUCAAUAGAACUGACACAGAGGCAGUUUCAGAAGAUGAAUUACCAUAUGGCAAUGGUGAGAAAAAAAAGAAACAGACCAAAGAAAAGGAAAAUGAUAAAGUUAAAAAGUCAGAAGCAACAAAGCGAAAAAUAAUUGAAGGAGAAUAUGACCCUAGUUCUCCGACAAGUGAAAACAGCCAAGAUGACAUGCCAGCAACAAAAAAAGCUGCUGUGGGUGAUUCGAAAGCCACAACUCCAAAACCAAGCGCGAAAAAAGUUUUGCCUGAACUUGAAAAAUAUUGGAAAGCAGUAAAAGAUGAUGCAACUGAUUUUACAGGCUGGACUUAUUUACUGCAGUAUGUUGACCAAGAGAAUGAUGUAGAAGCAGCGAGAGAGGCUUACGAUUCCUUUUUAUCUUAUUAUCCUUACUGUUAUGGAUACUGGAGGAAGUACGCCGACUAUGAAAAGAGGAAAAGCACCAACGAAAAGUGCGAAGAGGUGUUUGAUCGAGGUCUAAAAGCGAUUCCUUUAAGCGUCGAUCUCUGGAUACAUUACCUCAACUACUGUAAAACGGUUUAUGCGGAAAACGAAGAACAUUUAAGGGCUCAAUUCGAACGCGCCAUAGAAGCCUGCGGAUUAGAGUUCAGAUCUGAUCGCCUCUGGGAAACAUACAUCAAAUGGGAAACGGAAGGAAAACGGUUAACUAGAAUUACUGCUUUGUACGACCGGCUACUUGCAACUCCCACUCAAGGAUAUACAACUCAUUUUGAUAAUUUUCAAGAACACGUGAGCAGUAAUCCUCCUCAAACCAUCUUGCCGGUAGAUGAUUUUCUUCAACUUCGCAGAGAAGUCUUGCGUAUGUUAAAACAAUACGACCCUCCUGCAUCGACUAAUGCGUCAACAGCGGAAGAAGAAGCUCCUCCUGGUGCUGAAAACGAUGAUGAUGAUGACAACGUAGAAAAGGGUCAAGCUUUUGCGUCUAUCACGACGCGCAUGGACGAAGAAACUUCGGCUUUAAGGGAAAAAAUUGUUUCGACUCGCCGAAAAGUUCAUAAACUUACGGUGGCCGCAGUGGCUGCCAGAUGGAAUUACGAAGAAGGUAUCAAGCGACCAUAUUUUCAUGUAAAACCGUUGGAAAGGUGUCAGUUGAAAAAUUGGAAGGAAUAUUUAGAUUUUGAAACGGAACAGGGAAACAAAGAUAGAAUUAUUAUAUUGUACGAGCGUUGUCUCAUUGCUUGCGCACUUUACGAAGAGUUUUGGAUCAGGUUUGUACGUUAUUUAGAAUCCAUUCCAGAGGACAUGACUGAAAAAAUUAGAGAUGUUUACGAAAGAGCUUGUUUAAUUCACCACAAAAAAAAACCCAAUUUACAUCUUCAGUGGGCUGUUUUUGAAGAAAGUAAAGGUUGUUUCGACAAAGCUGCUUCCAUAUUAGAAAAUUUAGAGAAAGCCGUUCCAAAUUUACUUCCUGUCGCUUAUAGAAGAAUUAAUUUGGAAAGACGAAAAGGAGAUUUAAAUAAAGUUUGCGAAUUAUACGAAUUGUAUUUGGCAAAUGCUAAAAAUAAAGCCGUUUUAACAAACAUGACAGUUAAAUAUGCGAGAUUCACAUGGAAAAUAUUAAACGACGUUGAAAAAGCAGUAUCGAUAUUAAGGAAAGCUGUUGAAAAAGACAAAGACAAUACUAGACUUUAUCUACAACUUAUAGAUAUGGGACUUCAAAAAACUCCAAUCGAUGAGAACAGUAUUAUAAGCAUAUUGGACCAAUUUUUAAAUAAGGAAGGAGAACCGGAACAAAAAUUAAUGUUUGCCCAGAGAAAAAUUGAAUUUUUAGAAGAUUUCGGUUCGGACAUUACAAAAGUUCAAAAAGCGCACGACGAAUACCAAAAAUAUUUAAAACAAGUAAAGGAAAGAAAGAAAAAGUUGGGAGAUACAGAAAAUUACAAAGACGGAUUGGCAGCGUCUUCUCAUUCUUUAUCGGCCACAAAAAAACAAAAAUCGGAAACGAAUCAUACUACGACGCAACCACCUUUGCCUCCGACUACGGCACAACCCUCUACUCCAACCGCGUCGGCGUACCCGACGGCAGGAUACUCACAAGGUUAUCCCGGAUACCAUCAAGGUCAAUAUCCGGCCGGAUACAGCUACGGACAAUACUCUCAACAACCUCAAGCCCAAACCGCGGAUGCGACAUACACAAAUAAUUAUCAAAAUUGGAACGCUUAUUCUCAGGGCAGUUAUAACUAUGGGCAACCGGGAUGGGGAGGUUACUACGCUAAUUAUUAG
Pediculus humanus corporis (human body louse) is the source of this 3069-nucleotide messenger RNA. Its product is annotated as pre-mRNA-splicing factor clf-1, putative. Gene Ontology annotation, cellular component: U1 snRNP; U2-type prespliceosome; commitment complex. Gene Ontology annotation, molecular function: protein binding. The record is from RefSeq and is a predicted model, not a curated record. Bases 1 to 3069 code for a protein of 1022 amino acids. NCBI's taxonomy places the organism in Eukaryota, Metazoa, Arthropoda, Insecta, Psocodea, Pediculidae. Gene Ontology annotation, biological process: RNA processing; mRNA 5'-splice site recognition. The transcript is spliced from 16 exons.